Huiozyma naganishii CBS 8797 is the source of this 3030-nucleotide messenger RNA. RefSeq names its product karyopherin KAP114 (gene KAP114). The transcript has a single exon. The record is from RefSeq and is a predicted model, not a curated record. Gene Ontology annotation, molecular function: small GTPase binding. The coding region runs from base 1 to 3030 and encodes 1009 amino acids. Gene Ontology annotation, biological process: protein import into nucleus. Gene Ontology annotation, cellular component: cytosol; nuclear envelope. Lineage: Eukaryota; Fungi; Ascomycota; Saccharomycetes; Saccharomycetales; Saccharomycetaceae.
AUGAAUAUGGAUGAGUUGAUUGCGUUACUGCAAUCCCCCGAUAACUCGGUGAGGACGCAAGCGGAAAGCAAUUUAAUGACUGUGAGUGAUGAGGACGCGUCCCAUGUGCUCCAGUCGCUAAUAAAUGUGGCAUUGAACUCCGCAGAAAAGCCCCUGACUGAAAGACAGUUUGCUCUGCUUUCUAUGAGGAAACUCAUUACUUUCUACUGGUCUCCCGCUUUCGAAUCCUACAGGAACACUGCAACACUGGACCUUUUGACCAAGCAAUAUGUUAGAGACUCGUUAUUGCAAUUGUCUCUGAACGAUUCUCAAGACACGAAGAUCAAAAAGAGUGCAUCGUACUGUAUUGUCCAAAUUUCCGCGGUGGAUUUCCCUGAUGAAUGGCCAAAGCUACUGGAAGAACUGUACGGUGCGAUUACCAAUUUCCAUUCUUUAAGUGCAAUCUCCCUCUUGAACGAGAUUUACGACGACGUGAUUUCAGAGGAGAUGUUUUUUGAAGGUGGGAUUGGACUAGAGACUCUUCAGAUUAUUUUCCAGCUACUAUCCAGUGAUGCGUCCACCAUUGAGGCCAAACUUGCCGCCAUCAACUUAUUCCACGCAACAUUACUGCAGAUGUCCACCGUUGACUCACACACAACUCAAGAGAAGAGAAAAGAGAUGGUCCGAAAUUGUGUGCCUAUAUGUCUAGAUACCUUGCGUACUCUACUUGAAGGUUUAGCAGAUAUCAAUAGUGCUUUGCCUUUACAGCUAAAGGGCUCUAUUUACAAGAGUCUGGAAUUUAUCAAGAACAAGUUUCCCACACAGCUAUUCCCUUCUCAGUUCGUAGAAUAUUUCAAAAUACAAGCUGUACGCGAUUUGGUAGCACUACAAAUAAACCAGGAUUCUUUUGCUGAUGACACAGUAGUGGAGGCAUUCAAUGAGUGUGCUAUUCACGUUAUUGAAUUGAUUUCCAGUAUCGAAAUCACAGAGUAUGGAACUGAGGAUCAACAUGCCAUUCUAAAAGCCCUAUUGUCUCUGUCACGUCUUGACGCCAACACGAAGGAGUCGUGGACCACUGACUUCAACGAUUUUGUCUCUAAGGAAACUGGCCUCGCAGCAUCUUUUACGAUUAGAGACCAAGUUGCAGAUUACCUAGGUACACCUACCGGGGCACAGUCUCAAACGAUGUUUGAAAACAUAUUACAGCUGGUUUCCGACAUUCUUUCCUCUAAUGCAGACCCGACAACUAUUGAAUCUUCCCUGUUUCUUUUGCAAUCUGUACUGGCUGAGGACACUGAUUUCUCUGUGUCUUCCCCACAAACACUAGUGCAACUAAUAUCUGCACUUAUUGGGCCCCAAACCAUAAACACUCACAACGAUUCUAUUCUACGUAGCAGAAUAAUUCUAACAAUCCCUAAGAUCUUGGAUGUCUUCAUGGAUAGCUUACCAAACAUCAAACAGCUCACCAAAGAUUUGCUACUGAAAACAUUACAAGACGCAUUAUCAUCUACUGAUGAACUAAUUUUUUGUUCCACACUCAUUGCCUUUACCUAUUAUGUGUAUUUUGCGGAACUUCCAAGUGUUCUAGGCUCUGAAUCGUGUCGUGAAUUGCAAGAAGCUGUACUGGGGAUUGUUAACCACGUUGCCAGUGAGGCGGAAGAAGAUACCAAUGGUCUCCUUAUUGAGGUGCUAAAUCACGUUAUAAGUUGUAACGUUGCGUCUACCGAUUUCAAGCUGCUACAGAAGGAACUUACCGCUAUGCUAUCCAUAUCCAGUAAGGAUCCGUCAAAUAUUGAAGUGUCUGUUGAAUCCCAGGAGUGUUUGGAAAAACUACUAGAUAACAUCAAUACCGAAAGAUACAACAAAUUCAUCUCAAUAUGCUUACCUUCAUUUGUCAAUAUCAUUAAAGGGAACCAACCAUUAAAGUAUAAAUACAAUCCAUUACUGUCCUUGAUUUUGGAAUUUGUUCGAAUAUUUAUGAAGAAGAAACCAACAAAUGGCAUGUUACCUCGAAAUUUUAGUGAAGGAAUCAUAGCACUGCUAGUAGAUAUCCUAGAAAGAUCCGAAGAAGAUGAGACGCUGCAGUUGGCCACUGCAGCGUUCAGCCAUUUGCUGAACAACACAGACCCAACCAUAGUGAUACAACAUCUAACCGUAGUCAUCAAAGUGUUGAAGAGACUUUUAUCGAUGUUUGUUUCAGAUACUGCUGCACAAAAUGUCGGUACAUUGAUUGUGACACUGUUCAAUAAAUACUCCAAGGAGCUAACAAACCUGAUUCCUGAUAUUUUAGAGUCGGCCAUCUAUAGAUUGAUCGACGCGAAAAAUGUCACCACCCAGGAGAACCUAAUCUCGUUGAUAUGUUAUGUGACCUGUUGCGAUCCGUUACAAAUGGUCAACUUUCUUUUCAAGUUUAGUGAAUCGGAGCGUCGGGAUAUUCCAAGCCUGAUGUUCAACAAGUGGUUUGAGACGUUUGAAAUUGUGAGAGGUGAGCGUAAGAUCAAAGACAACAUCAUUGCUCUCAGUAAGAUUUUUUUCCUUUCCGACUUCCGGUUAACUUACGUGAAGGUCAAUGGUGAUUUACUACCGUACGAGGGGGAUCGCAUUAUCACCAGAUCGAUGGCCAAGGAAAUGCCGGACCGUUAUACACAGAUUGAUGUGUACUCGAAAAUUGUGAAGGUGUUUGUAACUGAACUACAGUUCAGAAACAAACAACCCGAUGCGGAACGGCUGAUAACCAGUGAUAUCAAACAUUCAGAUGAAUUAGCCGCAGCCGAAGGUAAUGAUGACGAUGGCUGGGAGGACGUCGAUGAUGUCCUGGAUUAUGAGAAACUCAAGGAAUUUGUCGAUGAUGAUGACGACAGAGAAGAUUCCGUGGGGCUGGGCAACGAUGCAGAUGAAAUUACUGGUAUCGAUGCCGUCCCCCAGAGUGCUACGCAACUGUUGACUGCGUUUUUCAAGGAGGCCAUGACAAACAAUGUAAACGGAUUUCAAGAGAUGUACAAUGCUUUGUCCGAAUCAGAACGGACGAUUUUGUCUCAAUGUCUUCUGUGA